Papilio machaon (common yellow swallowtail) is the source of this 1013-nucleotide messenger RNA. RefSeq names its product seminal metalloprotease 1. The coding region runs from base 31 to 987 and encodes 318 amino acids. Gene Ontology annotation, biological process: proteolysis. The record is from RefSeq and is a predicted model, not a curated record. Gene Ontology annotation, molecular function: zinc ion binding; metalloendopeptidase activity. The transcript has 6 exons. NCBI's taxonomy places the organism in Eukaryota, Metazoa, Arthropoda, Insecta, Lepidoptera, Papilionidae.
UGGGAACACGUAUAUUGUAAAACAUAAAAAAUGUUGAAACUAAGUAUUGUUCUGUUUCUGGUGGGGUUAGCUGCUUGCAGCCCACCAGUCACAAAGACGAGGGAGCAAAUAGAAUCCUUCAGGAAUUUCUUGGAGAAGAGUCGUACAGAACAUGGCGUGCGUCUGUCAGAGCGCAUGUUGGCCAAUCCUAAGGCAAGCGCGUGGGAGAAUAGUGGCAAGUUCGAGGGAGACAUUAUCCUCGAUGACUGGCAGGUGGAGGCGCUGGUACAGCAGUACUCCGGUGCAAGGAAUGCCUACAUCUGGCCUGGCACCAAGUGGCCGGAAAACACCAUUGUUUAUGAGUUUGGGGAGGGGGAAUUUGAUGAUGAACAAAAAGAAGCAAUUAUGGUCUCUAUCAGGGACAUUGAACAAAAUACGUGUCUGAAAUUCCGGGAGAGACGUCGCGGAGAAUUCAACUACGUCAAACUUACGGGUCGACCCGACGGCUGCUACGCUAACGUAGGCUACUGGUACGACCGUGGUCUGCACAUCAUGAACCUGGCCCGCAGCAGACCUGGCCAGGGUUGCUUGACACACACCACUAUUGUCCACGAGUGGCUGCACAUCAUCGGCUUCUUCCACAUGCAGUCGACUUACAACCGCGACGACUACGUCCGUAUUAUGUGGGAUAACGUUUGGCCAGGUAUGGAGCACAACUUCGAACAUUACGAUACCAACAUCGUAAACAACAUGGCCUUGCCUUACGAAUACACUAGCUGUAUGCAUUACGGCCCUUACGGAUUUAGCACAAACGGGGAGCCGACUAUCGUACCAAUACGUAGUUUCGAAGGUGUAAUGGGUCAGCAGGAAUACAUAACUGAAUACGAUUGGCAUCGAACGAGAAGACAUUACAACUGCCCCGGAGGAUGGUCCAAAGAAAUAAAUUCUGACGCAGACGAACAGAAAGUUAACUUCGUCGAAGGUCAAGAAGUUCCAUACGAUGAAUAAAUUAUUCCAAAAUAUAUGACUAAGAA